Messenger RNA from Eruca vesicaria subsp. sativa (arugula), 1528 nucleotides. NCBI's taxonomy places the organism in Eukaryota, Viridiplantae, Streptophyta, Magnoliopsida, Brassicales, Brassicaceae. The record is from the annotation of a GenBank genome assembly.
AACAAAAGUACUACGCGCAAAAACAAAAUAUCUUCUUCCUUGCCAUGGGCGCUUAAGCAUAAUAUACUCUGAGAAUAAACCAUAACGGAUUUUUGAAUCCGUAAUCUUCAUUUUCGGUGUAAAUGGAGGCAAAUGGCGGUUGUGAAGCGGAUCGACGACGUCUUCUCCGAUUAAAAUGCUCAAUAAAGGAUUACGCUUGGGGCACAAUUGGAUCGGAUUCACUCGUUUACAGAGUUCACACGGCGAAUUCCGAUGAUCAGAUCGAUUCUACGAGACCCUACGCGGAGCUUUGGAUGGGAACUCACGAGUCAGGUCCGAGUUACUUGGAGGAUAAUGAUGCUGAUGGCUCCAAUGGCGUGACGCUUAGAUCGUGGAUCACCGAAAACCCUGAGUCUCUUGGAGACAGGGUUUUAGAGAAAUGGGGUUGUGAUCUCCCGUUUCUGUUUAAGGUGUUGUCGGUGGCAAGGCCUUUGUCGAUUCAAGCACAUCCUGAUAAGGUUUUGGCGAAGAAAAUGCAUAAGGCUCAUCCUAAUCUUUAUAAAGAUGAUAAUCACAAACCAGAGAUGGCAUUGGCUUAUACCCAAUUCGAGGCUCUUUGUGGUUUUGUACCUCUUCAGGAGCUUAAGAGUGUCAUUCGUGCUAUUCCGGAGAUUGAGGAACUUGUUGGGAGUGAAGAAACAAACCAAGUCUUUUGCAUCAGUGAACAUGAUGACGAGAAAGUGAAGUCUGCUGUCCGAACUAUCUUCACCUUGCUAAUGUCUGCAGGCCCUGACACAACAAAGCAGAUCGUAUUCAAACUAAAACGCCGUCUGCAUAUGGAGAGCCAGGAACGUCAUCUGACAGACAAGGAACGGCUAGUCUUGAAGCUAGAGAAGCAAUAUCCAAAUGAUAUUGGGGUCAUAUCUGCAUUCUUCUUUAACUAUGUGAAGCUCAACCCUGGUGAAGCCUUGUACCUCGGUGCGAACGAGCCCCAUGCAUACUUAUACGGUGAGUGCAUUGAGGUCAUGGCUACUUCAGACAAUGUAGUAAGAGCUGGUCUCACUUCCAAGCCUCUGGAUAUUCAAUCACUUUGUUCCAUGCUCACAUAUAAACUGGGCUUUCCUGAAAUACUAAAGGGAUCAAAGAUUAGACCAUACAUCACAAGAUACCUCCCACCUUUCGAUGAGUUUGAAGUUGAUCUCUGUGAUCUUCCCUCUGGAGCCUCGACAGUGUUUCCCUCUGUACCAGGCCCUUCUCUUCUGCUUGUACUCCAAGGUGAAGGAAGAAUGUCUACAGAUGCUUCUGCAGAUGAGGUUUCAAUGGGAGAUGUUCUAUUUGUGCCUGCAGAUACUGAGAUUCAAUUGAAGUCUUCUUCUGACUUGAAGCUGUACAGAGCAGGAGUGAACAAUAGGUUUUUGUAUUCUCUAUAGUUGAACAACACUCGAGCUUUCUUUCAGUUGAGCUUUCUCAGUUAUUGUAUUAUUAUUGAAUCAAACUCUGUAAGUUUGAACUUCUUGUGCCAAUAAUUAAAAAUUUGAUUGGAUUUUUU